This is a messenger RNA of Diplodia corticola, 4137 nucleotides long. Its product is annotated as h+ nucleoside cotransporter. Gene Ontology annotation, cellular component: membrane. NCBI's taxonomy places the organism in Eukaryota, Fungi, Ascomycota, Dothideomycetes, Botryosphaeriales, Botryosphaeriaceae. Gene Ontology annotation, molecular function: DNA-binding transcription factor activity, RNA polymerase II-specific; zinc ion binding; symporter activity. Bases 1 to 4137 code for a protein of 1378 amino acids. The record is from RefSeq and is a predicted model, not a curated record. Gene Ontology annotation, biological process: DNA-templated transcription; regulation of DNA-templated transcription; nucleoside transmembrane transport. The transcript has 9 exons.
AUGGCCGCCGAGCACAAUUCGUCGCCCCAGUCUGACGUCGCGGCGAACCCGGACCCUGCCCUCGAUGUGUCGCGCGAGCACUCCCAUCCGCACCUGCACCACGACGACACCGCCGAGAAGGGCCACCGGGACGAGAUCGCUUACUCCAAGGGCACUACCCACGGCGCCGCCACCAUUCCCGCCGAGUCCACCGUGCACCACCGCGGUGCCAGCGAGAAGAGCUUGGAGAAGGAGGGCGUGAUCGAUAUCGACGACGCCGAAAAGGGCAGCACCAGCCAAGUCGCCCGCGCCGAGGAUGAGAAGAAGCGCGGCCCUGUCGGCCGCUUCUACUCCAGGUUCAGGAUCUUUUUCCACCUGGCCAUCUGGCUGCUGUUCACUGGAUGGUGGAUCGCAAGUCUGAUCUUGCACCGCAAUGACAAGAACUGGAUCAUCCCAUUCUUGUUCUACCUGUGCGUCACACUUCGGAUCAUCUUCUUCCAUGUCCCGAUUUCCAUCGUCACGAAGCCCAUGCACUUCGUGUGGAGCAACACGGGGGUCCGCUUUGCUGCGCUCAUCCCCGAGAAGCUCAGGACGCCUGCUGCCGCCCUGCUGGUCGUCGCCGUCUUCCUCAUUGGCACCUUUGCCAGCCCCGAGAGCGCCGACAACACCAGGGCCAACCGUGCAGUCAGCAUCUUCGGCCUGAUCGUCUUCAUAUUCGGUCUCUGGGCCACGUCCCGGAACAGGAAGCGCAUCAUCUGGCACACCGUUAUUGUCGGUAUGCUGAUGCAGUUCAUCAUCGCCCUGUUUGUCCUGCGCACCACGGCCGGAUACGACAUCUUCAACUUCAUCUCCACUCUCGCCCGUGAGCUGCUUGGCUUCGCCGAUAAGGGUACCGCGUUCUUGACCGAGGAUACGAUUCCCGAGACGAUCCACUGGUUCCUGAUUACCGUUCUGCCGGCCAUCAUCUUCUUCGUCUCUCUCGUGCAGCUCCUGUACUAUGUCGGGCUCAUCCAGUGGUUUGUUGGCAAGUUCGCCACUUUCUUCUUCUGGGCCAUGCGCAUCUCUGGUGCCGAGGCUGUUGUCGCCGCUGCCUCCCCCUUCAUCGGCCAGGGUGAAUCUGCUAUGCUCAUCAAGCCCUUCAUUGCUCACCUCACCAUGGCCGAAAUCCACCAGGUCAUGUGUUCCGGUUUUGCGACCAUCGCCGGUUCCGUGCUUGUUUCGUACAUCAGCAUGGGCAUCAACGCGCAGGCGCUUGUCUCGUCUUGCGUCAUGAGUAUUCCUGCCUCGAUCGCCAUGAGCAAGCUCCGCUAUCCCGAGGAAGAGGAGACGCUCACGGCUGGUCGCGUCGUGGUUCCGGAUGAUGAUGAGCACCGGGCUGCCAACUUCAUCCACGCCUUCGCCAACGGUGCCUGGCUUGGUCUCAAGAUUGCUGGCAUGAUCCUGGCCAACCUUCUCUGCAUCAUCGCCCUGAUUGCGCUGAUUGACGGAUUGCUCACUUGGUGGGGUCGCUACAUUAACCUCGACGGCGACUAUGACUUGACCCUUGAACUCAUUCUGGGAUACCUCUUCUACCCCGUCGCCUUCUUGCUUGGCGUGAGCCGUGACAAGGGCGGCGCGGACCUCCUGCGCGUCGGCCGUCUUAUCGGACUUAAGAUCGUGGCCAACGAGUUUGUUGCGUACAGCGAUCUUACCACGGACCCCUACUACACCGAUCUCAGCAGCCGGUCUCGUCUCAUUGCGACAUAUGCUCUUUGCGGAUUCGGCAACAUCGGAUCUCUGGGCAACCAGAUUGGUGUGCUGUCGCAACUGUCUCCCGGUCGUUCGGGCGACGUCUCCCGCGUGGCCGUGUCGGCUCUUCUCACGGGCAUCCUGGCCACGCUGUCGUCGGCCAGUAUUGCGGGCAUGGUGAUUAUCGAUCAGGAGAGCUUCUUCACGCCGAGCUCCCUUCUUUCACGUCGCACACGUACCAGCCAAACCGUACUGGCGGCCGCCGCAAUGGCAGCGCAUCUUGACAGCUUCGACUUCAGCGCCAUGUCCUGUCUGGGCGUGCCGGGCCCACUGCCCGUCGCCGCGGGGGAGCAGCACCACCCCCAGCACCAGUCGUCAAUGUCGUCGUCCUCGGCCGCCGGCAAGCAGCCCAUCCCGCUGGCGUGCGUCGCCUGCCGGUCCAAGCAUCUGAAGUGCAGUGGCGGCGAGCCGUGCACGAGAUGCGCCACCGACGGGAGCGAAUGUAGCUACGUCAAGUCACGCAGGGGGUACAAAGGCCCACGGAAGAGGACUGCGGGUGAUCAGAUGGGCAGGCCGUCCCCAAGAGAAUCGCGGCCGGAUCAGCAGGCGUGUGCGGUUGGGCCCGCAGCGGCGGCAGCCAUCUCCGUCAGCCCUCCCUCGCAACAGCACGAGCAAUCGCCGUCCUUCGCGGCGCUAGAGGCGCUCACAGCGGGUGGUAACUCGUCGUCGCCAGAUCAGUUUGGCAGCUUCACAUUUCAAUCCGCCGAGGCGAUGACUGUCAGCCCGCAGAGCCAAGUGACGGCAGCACCGAAGCUGCUCAACCAUCGGCAGGGCGAGUGUGGGCUCUCAAACAUGGUGUGCAGCGCUUUCUUCUCUUUCUUCGCCCCGGCCCAUCCGUUCUUGAUGCCCCGUAGCUACCUACUUGACUGGCUUUGUGGCAGUAACAGCAAACGCCAACCUCAUCUCGAGAUGGCAAUCCAGUACAUCGGAGCCUGCUACGUGCCCCAGGCCUCGCCUCACCUCACGGAAGAGGCGCUUCGGUACACUCUGUUCCAGCAGAAUCUGCCCAGAGAUGGCUUUAUGGUCCAGGCGCUGCUGCUUUACGCCAUUGGCCUCAAGGCCAACGACAGAUCAGUCAUGGCCGAUGACAUGCUGUCGAAGGCCAUUGAGAUUGCGCUCGCCAUCGGCAUGAACGAGCGGGAUUUUGCCAUCCGCAACGGCUGUGGCAACCGCGUAUUGGAGGAGAGCUGGAGGCGGACGUGGUGGGAGCUGUACGUUGCCGAUGGCUUUUUUGCAGGCGUCAGCCAGCGCACCAAUUUUCGGCUGAGGGACGUUCUGACUGACGUCCCUCUGCCGUGCGAGGAGGCCGAAUAUGCUUCGGGGACGGCUUUCCAGUACGUCCCUCUGUCGGGGACGCUCGAGGAAUAUGACGCCUCGGCUUUUGCGGAAGACGACGUGGAGUAUUCAUCGUUUGCGUACCGGAUUGACGCCGUGCGAAACCUGGGUAUAGUAUUAGCCGUGACGAGCGAAGACGUGCUCGAUUUCCGCGCCAUCGAGACUGCCGAUUCGUGUCUUGUGAACUGGUCGUUGCACCUACCGGACAGCAAACGGGAGGCCGUCUCCCACGACGGUCAGCUAGACCACAUGGUAUUCCAAGCACACAUGAUAACAGAUACAAGCACCAUCCUCCUCCACAAGCCGCGCUCGACGCUCGACGCCUACCGCUCGGCCGACGACAUCCGCACGUGCGUCAAGCAGUGCGCGCCGCUCGUGUCGACGCAGGCGCGCGAGACGCACACGGCAAAGUGCGCCGCGGCGGCGCGGCGGCUCUCGCGCCUCGUGCGCCUCCCCGUCCAGCCGCUGACGAAGCUCACCCCGUUCUUCACGUGCGCCGUCGUCAUGGCCUCCGUCGUCCACCUCUCCGCCUGGUCGCUCGUCCCGCCCAACGCGGGCGGCUCCGACAACGUCGGUGCCAACAACAACAACAGCUGCGCCGGUGCCGGCGCCGCCCUUUUGCAAGACGCGUGUUGUCCCAACCCGUCGUCUUCGCUGGAUCAGGCUGGGAACAUGCCCCCGCCCGUAGCGGCGGGGCCGCCAACUGACGCCGCCGACGACGCGGUGCUCAAGGAACUCAUCCGGCUGAGCAUGGGCGCGCUGAAGAAGCUGGCGGCGCAGUGGCCGCUGGCCAAGACGGCGGCGGGCCAGGUGCGGGGCGUGGCCGGGGAGCUGUUCCGGGCCAAGAGGGAGGUGCGGAGGCUGUGGAACGAGGUCGCGGCCGAGGACAUACUGCGGAUGAUUGAGGAUGCGGCGAGUGAGAGUGGGGGGAGUGGGAGUGCGAGUGGGAGUGGUGGGUGUGGGAGUGGUGGGAGCGGGGGGAGCGGUGGUGGCGGCGGGGCGUUUGCGGAGGUUGGGGGGUGUGGGGCUGCGUAG